AUGUUUAGUGCUAGGCAGAAUAAUGCGGAUAGGCCGCAGCAGUCAAGUUCGACAUCAUCGUGUAUUGGUGUUCUUUCUAAUAAUACGGGUACGAACACGGACCUCAACAGAAGUACGGAUGAAUUACAGGGACUGGUACUCGAUCAGAUAACGAAGAUACAAGAGCAGCAGGAAAAGCUUGACUCUAAGGUGGAGAAGCUGUCGAAGGAGCAAGAGGAGUUCUAUUUGAGUGAGUACAAGAAGAUGGAUCAGGGAUUUAAGGAAGUUAGCAAGUGUUUAAAGGAGGUCAAUGCGAUGAAGGAGGUGUUCAAGGAGAUCAUUGGGGUAAUGACGGGGGAUAGGAUUAGGUUUGUGGACCAUUCGAAUGAAAACUGUGAUGCAAGUGAGGCGAUGGCUGUUAACCAGUCGGAGCUGUUAGUUGAUAAUAUGAGACGGGAGAUGCAGAGACGACAGGCGGAUUGGAUACGGGAUAGGAUGGCUUUAGAAACAAGACCAGGGUAUAGGGUGAAGAGUGAAUUUGAGGAUGAGCGGUCGGUUGAACAGCUGCUACUUCAAAGACAGCAGGAGGUUUCGGAAAACUAUGUGUCUGCAGAAACCAAUAGUAGAGUUCCCCCUGAUGAUUUCCCGACGUAUCGCAUGAAUCGGGCUAUUCGGUCUGUGACUGAUUUAGCGCGAGAAUACUACGAAGGUUUGAGAGGCAAACCAUCCGUGAUGUCCUUGGAAAGAAGAUUUGGUUCCACUUGGAGGAAUUCCAGUAAGGAAAGGACCUUUUUCCAUAAAAGAAUGUGCAUUAUCAAUAAGAUAAACGAUAUAAAAGAAAAUCCCGCAAAAUAUAACCUGCCACUUGAGAUUACAAGAAAGAUGGCAAUUCGAGUGGUGGAAAAUAUGAGGCUGGGAAAUAAUUGUUUUAAAGGCAGACGGUGUUGUUUGACACUGUCACAACUAUAUGUCUAUUUAUCCAAGAAGAUGGAUACCCCAGGUGAUUACAGUUUAGAAUUGAAACAAGUCGGAAAAACAACUAGAGAGUUGAUUACCCAAGAAAGAAUACGAAGUCUAGAACCAUCUUCUUGCAACUCGCCUAGUAGAAGUGGGUAUCCAAAUGCUGAAAAUAUUUCUGCUCCAAGAGCGACUGCUCAUAUCGCCUCUUCUAUGGUAUCUUAUAAUUAUCCCCAGCCCAACAGAAAUAAUACGGAUGAUAGCAAUGAGUUGGAAGAUAAUGAGGAGGAAGACGAUGAUGAAUACUAG
This is a messenger RNA of Eremothecium cymbalariae DBVPG#7215, 1245 nucleotides long. It is a transcript of the gene EUC1, whose product is annotated as Euc1p. The transcript has a single exon. Gene Ontology annotation, molecular function: DNA-binding transcription factor activity, RNA polymerase II-specific; RNA polymerase II cis-regulatory region sequence-specific DNA binding. The coding region runs from base 1 to 1245 and encodes 414 amino acids. The record is from RefSeq and is a predicted model, not a curated record. Gene Ontology annotation, biological process: positive regulation of ribosomal protein gene transcription by RNA polymerase II. NCBI's taxonomy places the organism in Eukaryota, Fungi, Ascomycota, Saccharomycetes, Saccharomycetales, Saccharomycetaceae.